Molecule: messenger RNA, 2016 nt
Organism: Cryptomeria japonica (Japanese cedar)
Lineage: Eukaryota; Viridiplantae; Streptophyta; Pinopsida; Cupressales; Cupressaceae
Exons: 2
Coding region: 1-2016 (671 amino acids)
Source: RefSeq, a predicted model, not a curated record
AUGGUCGAAGGGAUAGGCAAUCUUUUAAAGCUUACAGAGCUAUACAUUAGCAAGUGUCCUGAGCUUGAGGACUUGCCUAUUCUUUUUGGUCUAAAUAGUCUAGAAAGUAUUACAAUUGAUUCUUGUAAGAAGUUGCAGAGCAUAUUACUGCCAACGACACUCAUCAAACUCACAGUGCGCAGGUGCAGAGAAUUGAAAAUGGUGGCAGGGACCGGCAAUCUUACAAAACAUACAGACAUAUGCAUUGGUGAGUGUCCAGAGCUUGAGGAGUUGCCAAAUCUAGCAAGACUGAGCUGCUUGAAGAGGAUUGUAAUCGAUUCUUGUGAGAAGCUGCACAACAUAAUACUUCCAACUACGCUCAUCAAACUCACAGUGCGUAGGUGCAGAGAAUUGAAAAUGGUGGCAGGGACCGGCAGUCUUACAAAACUUACAGACAUAUGCAUUGGUGAGUGUCCUGAGCUUAAGGAGUUGCCCAUUUUCGCCGGAAUGAGGUUUUUGGAGAUGAUUGCAAUUUAUUCUUGUGAGAAGCUGCACAACAUAAUAUUGCCAACUACACUCAUCAAACUCACAGUUCAGAAUCUGUACAGAGGAUCGCAAAUGUUGACAGCAAUCGAAAAUCUCACAGAACUUGAAGAGUUGUCCAUUUGUGAGAGUACUGAGCUCGAGGAGUUGCCAAGUUUUUCAAGACUGAGCUGCUUGAAGAUCAUUGUAAUCUAUUCCUGUGAGAAGCUGCACAACAUAAUACUUCCAACGACGCUCAUCAAGCUCACAGUGCGUAGGUGCAGAGGAUUGCGAAUGGUAGCAGGAAUCGGCAAUCUUACAAAGCUUACAGACAUAUGCAUUGGUGAGUGUCCUGAGCUUGAGGAGUUGCCCAUUCUUGCUGGACUGAGGUUCUUGGAGAUGAUUGCAAUUUAUUGUUGUGAGAAGCUGCACAACAUAAUACUUCCAACUACGCUCAUCAAACUCACAGUGCGUAGGUACAGAGGAUUGCGAAUGAUAGCAGGAAUCGGUAAUCUUACAAAGCUUACGGACAUAUGCAUUGGUGAGUGUCCUGAGCUUAAGGAGUUGCCCAUUCUCGCCGGACAGAGGUGCUUGGAGAUGAUUGUAAUUGAUUCUUGUAAGAAGCUGCACAAAAUAAUACUUCCAACUACGCUCAUCAAACUUACAGUGCGUAGGUGCAGAGGAUUGCGAAUGGUAGCAGGAAACGACAAUCUUACAAAGCUUUCAGACAUAUGCAUUGGUGAGUGUCCUGAGCUUGAGGAGUUGCCCAUUCUCGCCGGACUGAGCUGCUUGGAGAUGAUUGCAAUUUAUUCUUGUGACAAACUGCACAACAUAAUACUGCCAACUACACUCAUCAAACUCACAGUGCAGAAGCUGUACAGAGGAUCGCAAAUGUUGUCAGCAAUCAAAAAUCUCACAGGACUUGAAGAGUUGUCCAUUUGUGAGAGUCCUGAGCUCGAGGAGUUGCUAAGGUUUUCCAAACUGAAUCGAUUGAAGAUGAUUGCAAUCAACUGUUGUGACAAGUUUCACAACAUAAGACUGCCAACUACAUUGAUCGAACUCAGAGUACAGGGGUGCAGAGAAUUGUCAAUUCUUGGUAGACGGAGCUGUUUGAAGAGCAUUAUCUUUGAGUCUUGUCAAAGGCUGGACAACAUACAAGGUAUUCGAGCAUUGGGAUCAUUGGAAGCAAUCCAGUUUUUAUAUUGCAGCAACGCAGUAAUACACGACUGCAUUCCAAAGUUGAAGCGCGUGCCGUCAACCUUUAUUCAGGUGGUUGGAAAAGCAGCGGACGGAGCGAAGCCAAAUUUAAACCCUGGUUUGCUUUCUGAGCCUUAUCUUCGCCAUUCAGUCAUUUGUCUUUCUCCCGGAGCAAUCGUCAUUGAUUGUGGUGUGGGAGUGGUCAGCAACUCUGCUUCACUUCACACCAUAAACGAAUCCUUUGAAAAUUCUACAUGGAAAUUCAACUUGCGACAAGGAGAAUGGAUAAUUACAAGGAUAAGUAGCCGCCAAAAUUAA